This is a messenger RNA of Daphnia magna, 1189 nucleotides long. Its product is annotated as histone H2A-like. Gene Ontology annotation, molecular function: DNA binding; structural constituent of chromatin; protein heterodimerization activity. The coding region runs from base 137 to 613 and encodes 158 amino acids. Lineage: Eukaryota; Metazoa; Arthropoda; Branchiopoda; Diplostraca; Daphniidae. Gene Ontology annotation, cellular component: nucleosome. The record is from RefSeq and is a predicted model, not a curated record. The transcript has a single exon.
CCUGAUAGUAGCCAAGCGAUCUCGAAAAAAGUGGCUUGGAAGCGCCAUUGGCAGCGCAAGAGGUGGGCGAGGGAGGAGCUUACAGAAUGAAAAGGUUUGGGACAGCUAGACAAACUUUAAGGAAUUGGCUACCAGUAUGCUAUUCUCAACCCAUGUAUGUGUAUAUAAAUGUUCUCAACGCUGCAUUCUUUAUCUAUUGUUUAAGCAAUUCCAAUUAACAACAACUUACAAAAUGUCUGGACGUGGUAAAGGAGGCAAAGUUAAGGGAAAGUCAAAGACCCGUUCCAGCAGGGCUGGACUUCAAUUCCCCGUCGGUCGUAUUCACCGAAUGCUUCGUAAAGGCUCGUACGCUGAACGUGUAGGUGCCGGUGCUCCCGUGUACUUGGCUGCCGUUAUGGAGUACUUGGCUGCUGAAGUUCUUGAGUUGGCCGGUAACGCUGCCCGUGACAACAAGAAGACCCGUAUCAUUCCCCGUCACUUGCAGUUGGCUAUCCGUAACGACGAAGAGCUGAACAAGCUUCUGUCUGGUGUCACCAUCGCUCAGGGUGGUGUGUUGCCUAAUAUCCAGGCAGUGCUUUUGCCCAAGAAGACUGACAAACCCGCUAAAGCUUAAUUUCUCUUGUGUUUAUAUACAAACGGCCCUUUUCAGGGCCACCACUACAUUAUUGAAAAGCUAGUCUCCUGUGAACCGAUUUUAUCAGUCUAUUUCAUUUUAGACGAGAAAUUUAACGUUUCUUACUUGAUAUACGGCCAAACGGUAGUUUCUGUAGCGUCACAGAAGCCUUUGGGGAAUCAUGAAUUUUCCUUCUAUAUCUUAGGAACCUGACAACCGUCACCAAACUGUAUUCCGAAGUCAGCCUUGCUUCUAAUCCUCGCCUAGGCUUUUCCUUGCUUUGUAUUUCAUGAUUUGUCUUUAUGUUGCUCACGAUCAUAGUCAGGGCUCUACUUUUGCUUCGCCUACCGGUCGUGAUAUCUCAGUUGGACACGUCAGCAUCUGCAAAAUACCUUAACAACAGGUGAACAAAAACGUUCUUAGCCGUUUGUCACAUCCGAACAGUACUUGUAAAGACUUUCUAACCAACGUACCCUUUGUUUUUUUUUCCUAAAUACCACAAGUAUUUGAAAUGCAAACCUCUUUAUCAUACGUCCGUUAACGCACCCGUUCCAACAAUACAAGUGGAUCACUCGA